Molecule: messenger RNA, 570 nt
Organism: Astrephomene gubernaculifera
Lineage: Eukaryota; Viridiplantae; Chlorophyta; Chlorophyceae; Chlamydomonadales; Astrephomenaceae
Source: the annotation of a GenBank genome assembly
ACAGCACCGAACACACGUACAGCCCUUGCUGAGCUUUAAGCAACGGUGGCAAUAGCAAAGAAGAAGUGAGCAACAUUGGGCGUGCCGCAGUACUUUCAUUGCGCAACCUGCUCUCGAUUUCCACCUAGCUUGGGGUUCACUUUUUUCUUAGACAGUUAAGUGAGUCACGGUAUCCUCGCCGCCGGCAGUUAACCUCCAUCUGUAAUAAAGGAUGGAAUCCGAGGGCACGGACUUCUUUGCGGCAACUUUUAGCAUUGAGGAGGAGGACCACACUUUGGCAAACUCGCUUCGCUUCUUCCUGAACAAAAACCCCCAUGUCGCUUUCUGUGGUUAUAGCAUGCCGCAUCCAUCGGAGGAGUUAGUGAACCUGCGGGUACAGACGACAGGCAAGAUCACCGCUGUGCAAGCUGUUAAAGCUGCAUGUGAAGACUUGCAGCAAGUCUGCGGUCACAUGCGCACAACGCUAGCCGCAGCUGUCACGAAAUACCAGGCGGAGCAAGCGCGGGACCCGGCCAUGCGGUGACAGCUGCGUACAGUGGCUUGCCGCAGCAGCGCUCUGGCGAAUCCCAC